Messenger RNA from Puccinia graminis f. sp. tritici CRL 75-36-700-3, 1633 nucleotides. RefSeq lists its product as uncharacterized. Bases 250 to 1347 code for a protein of 365 amino acids. The transcript has 2 exons. Lineage: Eukaryota; Fungi; Basidiomycota; Pucciniomycetes; Pucciniales; Pucciniaceae. The record is from RefSeq and is a predicted model, not a curated record.
CAUUCAGGUUCAAUUGCCAGGUCAAUGCAAUCACUCCCUUCCCCCUGCAAGCUCUUUACUGGUUAAGGAUCAUUAUUACUCCUCUCAAUCAUCUCCGGCUCAGGUGACCGGCGACUAUUCUACCUCUCCUUUCAUACUACUUCAGUACACUUGUGUCUCUCAAUAAUCUCCUAGUACUGCUGUCUACGUCCUUUGAAUAGUCUUUUUUAAAAAAAAUAGUAAUAGUCAACUUCAUCUCCAAGUAAACCAAUGUAUCUCUUCUUCCUGGCAAUACCUCUCUCGAUAGCAUUGAUUGGAUUGAUCUACUACAAUCGACAAAGGCAGCAAGAAUUUGAAGAACCGCCGGUUGAAGGGUACUACGUUUAUCCACCCCCGCUGCCCCAUCAAAGCGCGCUUCAUCCGAGCCAUUACUGGAUGGCACCCGGGGCCGUUGACCCUCUUGGAUAUCCCAAUCAUUGUCAAGCGUUUGCACCUCAACCAGCGCCUUACAAGGAGCCAUCCCAAUACCAAGACUCUCUGAAUCGAAAUCCACAUGCCCCAGAGCGUCUCUCCAGCUUCCAAGAUCCGCAGAUCAGAAGCCCUCAAAAAAUUGCUCAGCCUGGAUUCUCCAAUGCUUCGAAUACCAUCACUUCUGAAAAGAUGCUCGUUCGAGAUAACUCUUCUCUUCAACUCCCUACCCCAACACUUGAUAACAAGAACACGAUCUUAUCACCUAUUUUUCCAGAAUACACCCGGGGAAAGGAGGCUGCUGGAUAUAUCAAUCAAGUCCCUUCAGAACAAAAACAUGAACCUUACCUUUCGACAUACCAAGAGGGCUUAAUAAAUCGGUUGUCUGACCCACCAAGCGUUGUGGAAGCGCACAUCAAAGAAUCAUUUGGAGACACGGUUCGGGAAGUAAAGACAUGCGACGAUUCGUUAAGUUCCAACUUAGGAAGGGGGAGCGCGGGUGGAGCAGAUUCUGUGGACAGUUUCCCGGUGAGUAUGAGGAUAGUGGAGCCGGUAGCAGGGACUGGAAACGCCUUCGGACGGGCGAUCGUCGAGGAGAUGGCCGUUCCGGACAGCCCCAAGAUGGAUGAGCGCGCGCCAGUCGAGCAAGGCGGCCUGGACGGACGAGAUCAUCAGCCCGAGGUACUCCCCCGAUACACCUCCGUGGAUGCCAAGGUCUUCGAACGCUACAAAAACCGACUCUCCCUCAAACAGGACGACAGUUAUAUCGGUAGACUCAGGGAUAGCUAUCACCCCCCUGAAACCGUCUCGCCUCCUCGAAAAGUCAUCAGAGAUGAUAACUUCUUCAUCAAACCAUCUAGUCCGGCUCCUAAUCCAGACACCAAUACCACAAAGAAGUAACAUCGUGUUUAUAUAUAUAUGUUUUUUCUCCCCAGUUAUCCAGUUUUCUCUAUUACAAAAUACCUCACAAGCAUUAUUCAACAAAACAAUCUUAAUUUAUUUCAUCUCUUCUUGUUUGAUAAAACAGUAGCAGGGAGAUGGGGGGGGCAUGAAAUGAUUCAAGAAAGAUGUCUAGUUGUCUGUGAAUUUAGCAUCUACAUAAUAUAUCAUGCAGUAUAUAAUCAAGUACAUAUUUUGCUAUUUUGUCAAUUGUAAUAAUAACUUCCAAAAAUAUGUAUCUCCAUUU